AUGCAAAGAAAGUCGAACAUCCGAAAGGAUGAGGCAGAAAACCGAGAAAGCUAUCUUGGCAGGGGAAUAGUUCCAAUCUAUAACUUCUUCUACUGGGUCUUCGACCAGCCGAGUAUUCUCGGGUUGCAAACUCCGAUCUCGCCUGAAACUUCCAACGACGACCUAUCCUGGCUUUCAUACUGGCUUGUCUGCUUUGCACGACAACAGGGACAGUUCUUGGGUAUCCAGGAGUCUGCAGGGCUGCUCUACACCUUCUAUCUGAAUCCGAAAUACAACCAAGAAGCGGCGUUUUGGGAAAAGCCAGCAUCUGGUUGGCAAUCCUUCAAUCACUGGUUUUCGCGUGAGUGGAAAAACAUCAAUAGCACGCGGCCUAUUGAUGGUCUCUUGGAUAACCAUAUCAAGGGCGUGAAGUAUUACAACUGGCCCGUCAAAUACCUGUUGCAGACCACGGAAGAUAUUUGGGAUGAGGGCCACUUCACCCACUCUUUCCUGGGACCCACUGAUUAUCAUCGUCAACAUGCACCAGUGAGUGGUGAAGUUAUUGAGGCAAGAGUCAUCCAAAACCAGGUGUAUUUGCAGGUGACGAAGAACACUGCUACCGGUAGGAUCUAUGCGGAUCGUGCUAUGGUUCUUGCCCCAGCUGAAUUCAAGCGCCGACGAGGUGUGCGUGUUCAAUACGAGUCUGAAGGUGAAGAUGGUGAAGCUGGCAGCUCUCAAGACCCCAAGAGCGAGGACCUCGAUGCCCCAGACGAUGCUGGCUACCAGUGGUGUCAAACUCGGUGA
Penicillium expansum is the source of this 783-nucleotide messenger RNA. Its product is annotated as Phosphatidylserine decarboxylase-like protein. The record is from RefSeq and is a predicted model, not a curated record. The transcript is spliced from 3 exons. Gene Ontology annotation, molecular function: phosphatidylserine decarboxylase activity. NCBI's taxonomy places the organism in Eukaryota, Fungi, Ascomycota, Eurotiomycetes, Eurotiales, Aspergillaceae. Gene Ontology annotation, biological process: phospholipid biosynthetic process. The coding region runs from base 1 to 783 and encodes 260 amino acids.